Messenger RNA from Chanos chanos (milkfish), 1728 nucleotides. RefSeq names its product hyaluronan synthase 1 (gene has1). Gene Ontology annotation, biological process: hyaluronan biosynthetic process; polysaccharide biosynthetic process; extracellular matrix assembly. The transcript is spliced from 4 exons. Gene Ontology annotation, molecular function: hyaluronan synthase activity. NCBI's taxonomy places the organism in Eukaryota, Metazoa, Chordata, Actinopteri, Gonorynchiformes, Chanidae. Gene Ontology annotation, cellular component: plasma membrane. Bases 1 to 1728 code for a protein of 575 amino acids. The record is from RefSeq and is a predicted model, not a curated record.
AUGGAGCUCAAACCACUGCUAAGGAAGCUCGGCUCAGUCGCGCGAGCUUUUUUCACGUUUCUUUUCGCUCUGGUCAUCCUGGGAGUGAUGAUAUGGGCCUAUGUCUACGGCUUCACAAUUGUCCAGUCCCCCUAUGGCAUCAUCUCCUUUGGUUUCUAUGGACUGCUGCUUUCCCUCCACCUGCUUGUCCAGAGUCUGUUUGCCUUCAUCGAGCACCGGCGCAUGCAUUCGCGAAACAAACCAUGCUCUUACACAAAGACCAUUGGCUUCACCAUCUCCGCCUUCCAGGAAGACCCAGAAUACUUGCGUGAGUGCCUCCAAUCUGUACGGGGCCUCAUCUACCCAGCCGAGCUACUCCGCAUUGUCAUGGUGGUGGACGGGAACUCAGAUGACGACCGCUACAUGAUGGACAUGUUCAAAGAGGUCUUUGCUGACCAGGACCCUGGCUGUUAUGUGUGGGAGAACAAUUAUCAUUCAUGGGAUCUCACCAAGGCCCAAGAGGCAAAUGCUGCAAGUAUGGUUGGCCCAGCAGGAGAUGCUGGAGUGUGGCCUGGUGAGGACCUGCAAAGGAGGGAGGUGGAAGAGCUGAUUAGGAGCAAGAGGUGCGUGUGCAUUAUGCAGAAGUGGGGAGGAAAGAGGGAGGUGAUGUACACGGCGUUUAAAGCUCUGGGAUCAUCAGUGGACUACAUACAGGUCUGCGACUCUGACACUAAACUGGAUCCACUGGCCACAGUGGAGCUGUGUAAAGUUCUGGAAAGUAAUUCUAAGUAUGGGGCGGUGGGUGGUGACGUCAUGAUCCUCAAUAUGAAAGAUUCUUACAUAAGCUUCAUGAGCAGUCUGAGAUACUGGAUGGCUUUCAACAUCGAGAGAGCCUGCCAGUCCUUCUUCAACUGCGUCUCCUGUAUCAGUGGACCAUUAGGUCUAUACAGGAAUGACCUCCUGCAGCAGUUUCUGGAGUCCUGGUACAACCAGACAUUUCUUGGCACGCACUGUACCUUUGGAGAUGACCGCCAUCUCACCAACCGUAUGCUGAGUAUGGGCUACGCCACCAAAUACACAGCUCGCUCAAGAUGUUACACAGAGACUCCUGCCCAGUUCCUGCGUUGGUUGAACCAGCAAACUCGCUGGACCAAGUCCUAUUUCCGUGAAUGGCUGUACAAUGCCAUGUGGUGGCACAAACAUCACCUGUGGAUGACCUAUGAAUCCAUCGUGUCUGGCAUCUUCCCGUUUUUCGUCACAGCGACCAUCAUCAAGCUCUUCUGGACAGGUACCCUGUGGGACAUCCUGUGGGUGCUUUGCUGUAUUCAGCUCAUUGGGCUGGUGAAGGCUGCCUAUGCCUGUUUUUUACGCAGGAGCCCUAUAAUGGUGUUCAUGUCCCUAUAUUCUGUCCUGUACAUGACCAGCUUACUGCCAGUCAAGUACUUUGCCAUCCUCACCAUGAAUAAGAGAAGCUGGGGCACUUCGGGCCGUCGUAAGAUGGUGGGGAACUAUAUUCCCCUUCUGCCACUGUCAGUGUGGGCAGCCAUCUUGCUGAGUGGCUUAGGCUAUACCAUCUACAAUGAGAGCAAGCAGGACUGGUCACAACCCAGCAAAAAGGAAGAGAAAAAGUUUCUGAUAUAUGGCUCCGUGGCAUACGUCACCUACUGGCUCGUCAUGAUCUGCCUUUACUGGGUCGGUUUUCGGAGGGUGCUGCGUAAACGCUCGCAGUCAUACAACGUGGAGGUGUAA